AUGAGCCCAGCUCUCUGUGACAUUGUGUCUUCUCUGCAGAGAAGUGGAACCUUUAUCAACACUCUGAUUGCUGCUUUGACCAUCGGUGGGCAACAGCUCUUCUCCUCUUUCACAUUCAGCUGUCCCUGUCAGGCUGGGAAAAAUUUCUACUAUGGUUCUGCUUUUCUGAUCAUUCCUGCCUUAAUCCUUCUGGUUGCCGGCUUUGCUCUGAGGAGCCAGACGUGGACAAUCGCCAGUGAAUACUGCUGCAGCUGUGUCCCUCAGCUCCGGAAGAUCAGCCUCCUGGAGCGCAGGCUGGCUUGCCUUCACUUCUUCGGCAUCACGGGAAGGGCACUUAUUGCUCCAUUAACGUGGCUGGCGGUGACCCUGCUGACGGGCACGUACUACGAAUGUGCGGCAAGUGAAUUCGCAUCUGUGGACGAUUACCGAGCGUUUGACAAUAUCAGUGCGGGCGAACGGCAAGAGAUCCUAGCCGGGUUUCCGUGCUGCAGAUCAGUUCCAUCCAAUAUGAUCCUGGUCAGAGACGAAGUAGCUCUGCUACAUAGAUACCAGUCACAGAUGCUGGGCUGGAUUCUGAUCACCUUGGCAACCAUCACUGCCCUAGUCUCCUACUCUUUGGCAAGAUGCUGCUCACCCCUCACCGCCCUGCAGCAUCGCUACUGGACCAACCACCUCCACAACGAGAGGGAGCUCUUUGAACAAGCCGCAGCACAGCAUUCACGGCUCCUCAUCCUGCAGCGUAUAAAGAAGCUCUUUGGCUUCAUUCCUGGAAAUGAAGAUGUCAGACACAUCCAUAUUCCUUCAUGUCAGGACUGGAGAGAGAUGUCAGUCCCCAGCUUUCUCUGCAUGGGUAAUGAUGUGCAAGGUAACUACAGCUUCCUUGCAGGCAGGGUGGAUGAGGAUAAUGAGGAAGGCAGAUCAGGAGGUAUUGAAUUAAAACCUUAA
Molecule: messenger RNA, 945 nt
Organism: Dama dama (fallow deer)
Lineage: Eukaryota; Metazoa; Chordata; Mammalia; Artiodactyla; Cervidae
Gene: CALHM4
Product: calcium homeostasis modulator family member 4
Exons: 2
Coding region: 1-945 (314 amino acids)
Molecular function (GO): monoatomic cation channel activity
Source: RefSeq, a predicted model, not a curated record